Messenger RNA from Lineus longissimus, 1509 nucleotides. RefSeq names its product galactose-3-O-sulfotransferase 2-like. The transcript is spliced from 3 exons. Gene Ontology annotation, biological process: glycolipid biosynthetic process. The coding region runs from base 201 to 1403 and encodes 400 amino acids. The record is from RefSeq and is a predicted model, not a curated record. NCBI's taxonomy places the organism in Eukaryota, Metazoa, Nemertea, Pilidiophora, Heteronemertea, Lineidae. Gene Ontology annotation, molecular function: galactosylceramide sulfotransferase activity. Gene Ontology annotation, cellular component: membrane.
ACUUGAUGUGAUCUGGCUUUCAACUCUGAAUGCGAUGAACGUCAGCGAAUAAAGUUCUGCAGCAGACGCCCGAAGAUCAUAACUCAGUUACUUCGGAUAAACAAUUCUCUGAUACAUACUGGAUCUGUUGGCUUUUAUCGAACCUUCACUGGCUUUCGAGAUCGUUUUAUAGAAGAAUAGCAGUCUAUUGAAAAGACGAGAUGGCUGUACUAAAACGCUUGAAAUCUACCUCAAAAUACCUCGGAUUCCUUGGGUGCGUGCUUUUCGGUCUGCGUAUGUCCAGGAUUCACCUCUCCGUCGCGCCAAGCGCGGGCCAGCAAAUAACCAUGGGCCAACUCUCCCGACAACGCUCCAGGGCAGCACAAUCCACUCCAAGAGAUACAAAUCAUUAUGAUAUCGAAAAUUGCCGGGGCCGCGUGAAGAAUAUCUACUUUCUGAAGACCCACAAGUGUGCCUCUACCACUGUCGCCACCCUCCUCACUCGUUAUGCCGUCCAACAUAGUCUUACCCUAGCUUUGCCCUCAGCUGGUCUCAAGGACAAGUAUCACAUCGGCUGGCCUGCACCUCUGAAUCCGCGCCACGUGUUCAAAUACAAAGAUGGCCGAAAAAUCAACAUCAUCGCGCUUCAUACAACCUACAACAGGUCCGCAGUCAAUGAAAUAAUGCCCAGACAUACGUUGAAAAUUGGAAUUAUUCGGGACCCUUUGACGCAAUUCUGGUCUGCAUUUGAUUUUUUUCAUUUAGGUAAUCUGCCGAAUUCGAAAGCAAACGUCACGAUACUGACUUAUCUCCAGGACCCUAUGAAGUAUGCGCGCCCUCUUUUGAGAUUUCAUGGAAACAGAUAUUUCAAAAACUUCCUUUUGACCGAAUUUGGUUACCCUGAUCAUGACGUCACAGAUAUUGAGACUAUCCGUCGAUUUGCCAGUGAUAUAUUCAAACAGUUUGAUCUCAUAAUGACGUAUGAAAAUCUUUAUGAAUCCGUGGUUUUGAUGAGGAGGCUGCUGUGUUGGGAUUUCAAAUCCAUUCUCAUGACACAUUUUCACAAAAAUAAAAAUUUUCAACAACAUCUCGCCGGUAACGAGAAACUACGAGAACUGCAUAAAUCUUGGAGUUCGGCAGAUUAUAUAUUUUAUGAAUAUUUACAAUCAAAAUUCCUUGAUUCAAUCAAAGAACAAGAUGACGAUUUUGUUGAUGAAGUCGAACAUUUGAAAAAUGUUGUCAAAAACUUGGAGUUAUUUUGCCAUAAGGAGGAAAGACAGAAGUUAGGAUUGAAGAAAUAUAUUGUGCCGAAAUCCAAAUGGAAUAAAAAGAUCGUUAUAAGACCUGCAGACUGCCAUUUGUAUCAUAUAAAAAUUUACGACUAUCAUAAUAUGUUGAUAGAAACAUAUGUUGAAAAAUAUUGAAUUGUAGUAGUACAUACAUGUACCUGUACACUGUAGGCCUACAUGUAAUAUACAUUCCAUUGGUAAAUCAUGACUUAUUUCUUCCUUUCGUUAGAUUAAACUUCAU